UACAUUAAGUAAACCACUUACGUAGCGAAAACCUAGAAUAUGUUCCUCAAGCUAUUCAUUCUCGCCAUCGCCGUUCUGCACGUGCACGCUUUGGUCGAGCUUCGUGAUCCACAUGAAGAACAUGGCCCCGUCGCUUAUGAGUUCCAAUAUGCUGUGCACGAUCCACACACUGGUGAUAUAAAAUCGCAGAAGGAGUCACGCAAGGACGAUCGUGUUGAAGGCGUUUACGAACUGAUCGAUUCCGAUGGCCAUCAUCGUGUCGUCCACUACAAAGCCGACGAUCAUAGCGGCUUCGAAGCUGUUGUUUCACGUGAACCGACCAAUAUCAAAAUUCCAGUUCCCGAAGUGCAUCACAAGUUAGUUGCUACCAAAAUUUUGGCACCAGCUUUGCUGCAUCAUUAGAACGCCGAAAAACCCGCAUUGAAACCACCAUAUCAUAAAUAUUCUAGAAAUACUCGAUACGACGGUCUUGUGUGAAAGUCGAAGCUUCGUGGCGUC
This is a messenger RNA of Bactrocera tryoni, 498 nucleotides long. RefSeq names its product cuticle protein 8 (gene Cpr30B). The transcript has 2 exons. The record is from RefSeq and is a predicted model, not a curated record. Bases 40 to 402 code for a protein of 120 amino acids. Gene Ontology annotation, cellular component: extracellular matrix. NCBI's taxonomy places the organism in Eukaryota, Metazoa, Arthropoda, Insecta, Diptera, Tephritidae.